This is a messenger RNA of Paramuricea clavata, 6699 nucleotides long. NCBI's taxonomy places the organism in Eukaryota, Metazoa, Cnidaria, Anthozoa, Malacalcyonacea, Plexauridae. The record is from the annotation of a GenBank genome assembly.
CAAAAAGGUAGCAUUGUAUCUGCUGCGCGGAUUCAAAAACACACAUCAUUUCUGUAAGACGUCUGACAAAUACAGUCAUUUAAAAUCGGCUCCUUUCGAAAAAUUCUACACACAAUGCUGACGGUGUUCGUAGUGUUGUUCCAACUUUCCAGUUGCUACGCACUUGGGAUUUCGGGUGCGGAUUUGCCAGGGAAACGACUACAAAACCACGGCGAAAUUCACAAGGCGAAAAAUCUAAUCGAUGCAUUAUCGUUUAAACUCCAUACCAAGUUCGAAAAGUUCACGUUGCAAUCGAACGAGAAUUUGGUGCAAAGUGCCUCAAUUCGAGACGAACUCAAGAUGCUGAACAAGUUGAAGGGACUUCUCAAUGAUCUUCUGAAUAAAAGUUCCGUCUGCGAAAAGUUCUACACAAAUUUUGAUUUCACCGCUGCUCGUGAAAUUUUGAUAGAUUCCAGCGCGUCAUUACAAAAAGAUUAUACUGUUGCAUUACAAGGUAUUGUGAUUAUUGUCGAUCAGUCUAUAGAACAGUUUUUAAUGUUUUAAAGUCUUUAGAUAGACUUCUUGAUUCUUAUCAUUAUUAUGCUUGAUGGCGUGUGGUUAGUUUAAGCCAAAACUUACGCCGUUUCAAUGGAAAAGCUGCUUCAGUAAGAGCUAUAUAAUCUUGUUGUUGUUGUUCCUACAGUAGGAAACUAGAAUACUCGGAGAAAAUAUGCGUUGUAAAUAUACAAGGAAACCAAAUGAAUUGGUAAACGCCGUUUCCGUGUUCAGCACUGGCUAAGUAAUGAGGCAUGACUAUCAAAUCACGACUAGCAUCUAAAUUAAUUAUUAUAAGUAAUAGAAUGCACAGUCAACAUUAACCUGGUCUUCAAUUCUGAUUCAAGCAUUACUGGCCAGCCUGGUACCCGGCUCUAUACUCUGUAUGAACAGCGAGGACGUUAUUCUACGACUUCAAGACGCCAUCGAGCCACGAUAAUGACCUAAAUUAUGCAUGCAAAUAUCGCAUCAUUGAAUGCGCCGACAAUAGUGUAAUACAUAACCGCUUAACCGAAAAUUUAAAACCUUGAUUCGAUAUAUCCGUAUGGGGAACUAGUGUAAGAAAUACGGGAAAUUAUACGAGGAAAGUUAUUCCGGACAUGGACAUGACAACCAUGGAAAGUGAUGGAGAAGCCAAAUUAAACAGUGACGACGAAUUCGGCAAAGAAUAGUCGCCUAAAGCAAGAAGGAAACUAAAUUUGAGUCCUCAAACUCUUGGAAAAUAAAACGAUAUGAAUGUUCUCUUUAUAUUAUUGUACAUUGAAGUUGCUGCAUGCGUUUUGAUUGGUUAAUAGCUUACAGCUAAAUAUGGCAAUGUUGAGCCAACGGUAUGUAAUUUUAUAGCAUACGAAUACAUAUUUCUCGUCUCUGUGGUAAAAGCAUGUGCGUGACGUCACUAAGUACAUGUUAGGAGAAUUUCAAUGUCGAUCUUUUCAGUAAAAUUGUUUACUAUGUAAUAUCAUAUUACCCAACCCAAUCCCAGGCAUGAAUAUUGAAUGUUCCCUCAUCAAUCGUUUUCAGUGAACCACCGUGAGUUGAUCGACAAUAAUCUGGCGCUGGCAAACGGUAACGACUUAAGGGUGUAUUUCCGAAAAGAUAAAGACUGCAGACCAAGAGAAAUUGAUCGAGUCUUGGAAAAUAAUGCCACAACGAAGACAAGAGUGCUGUUCAAACUUCAAGAAGACUUGAGCAAAACUGUUCGUGAUGGAUCCGCUUACUACUUGGUUUAUGGUAACGUCAUUAUACAAAUUUAUCCGUCAAGAUUUACAAUCAGCGCAUGCGUAGUUCGUCUUAGAGGAUGAACGUCGGAAUGAGGAUGAACGUCAGAGGAAUUAUCAAACGAACUACUUUCCGACCGGAAACGAACUACUUUCCGGCCUAAAGGCCUUGCUGCGUUUUUAGGUGCGAUUUCGUCGUCUGAUUCAUGUGGACGAGUAGAUUAGUUGUAAAUGUUUUGAAUAUGAAUAUUCAUAACUCACAUACUCAUUCACACCCAUGAGCUUGAAAAGUCUGAAAUGAUACAAUGAAUAUUUGUACCCUAUAAGAUAUUAUUUUAUCACUUUUAAACAUUUUGUCGAACACGUCCAAUUCAUGCAAACUGCGCAAAAAAUACGAAAUCCUCAAUUCAAAUAUUUUAAAGAGGAGAUUCAUAGCUUCCCAUGUGCGAUAUGUAGCCAUGUAGACUUGCCCCAAGUCGACUUGUGCUAACUAAGUUGAAUCGCGUACUAAUCAGUCGAAACACGUACUAACGACGAAGUCGCGAAGCCCGCGAGAGGGCGAGCGAGCGAGCGGACUUUGAGAAAGUCUAGUAGCCAUGCAUAAUAUUUUACAGAUUCUAUAUUUUUCCAGGAAACAAAGACGCCGGCAAAGCAAAGCAAAAUCCAGAAAAUGUCUACUUAUUCUACGACGAUUUCUCCGACUCAAUCCUGGAGAAAAAGUGGCAGAAAAACUGGGGCGAUAUUCGUGUAGAAAACGGUGUGUUGAAAUUGAGAACUCGCCAAACGCCAACCCGCGAUAACGGCGAAAUUUCAGUGUUUAUCAAACACGGCCAUGAAUGGGAAGAUAUCGAAGUAGAACUAGACUUUAACGAAAGAAAUACCGGGCCACAAUACCCAGGGCCAUUUUUGAGAGUUCAGGACGCGAGAAUUCAGAGCACCACUGCGUGGUGGUUUGAAUAUCAAACAGGAAGCAAAUAUUGUACCAUGAGACCCUUCAAGAAUAACAAGGACGGAAGUUGGUUAUACCGGGGCACCUUAACUAAACCGCUGUCUGCAGGAUCAUGGUAUCACGCUAAAUAUCGAGUAGUUGGUGACAGGUUUGUAUCCUAUUAUUUUUGUAUCCAGUAAAACACGCAUAAAAGAACAGCAUUGCACUACAUAAUAAUUGCUAUUUAAAAACCUCCGAAUUUGAUAAAAUGUAUCCUCGUUGAGUACCAAACAACUUUUUGCAUUUGCAAUGAUAUUAAAUCAAACAUAUAGCUGCCAAUACCUUGGCCUUAGAAUAUGCAUCGUAAAAGUUUUUAAGACCAGUCUCACUUGUCAGUCUGAAGUGCUUCUUGAAUUUUGGGUGCUCAGUUCCACUGGUUCUUUUAUGUGGUUGUAUCAAUCCCCACUUACUGGAUUUCGAAGUAAAGGCCUGUCCACAAAAUACGUGCCGUUUUGAGGGAGGAAAGUUGGGUGCUUAAAUUAAACAAGAGUUACAUAUUGUCGGAAGGGGGAAAGCUGGCUAAUAAUUGACUCAGAGUGACGUAAUUUUCAAAAUGGGGUAAUAAAAACGGUCACAUUGCGUCAUAGGGAGGUUAGGGGGAGGGAACAAUCGUCAAAAAAGCUUCACGUAUUUUGUUAAAGAUCUGUCUAGUAUAAUUAAGAUAUUUUAGUUAAGAUUUAGUGGCUUAUCUUUGCUGUCUAGGUUUUCGCACUGGGUGAACAACCAGCUCAUUCACAACAAUGUAAAGGUUUCCCGACAGUGGAUGAUUACAAAAGGCACCUUGGGUUUGGGUUGUCAUAAGAGUAAUAUUGGAUGUCACACAUUUUAUGAUAACAUCAAAAUAACAAAAUAUGUCCCUGUUUCUGUAUCUGUAUCUCUAGGUAAGUUCCACAGUGUAGGUUGAUAAAUACGGACCGCGUAAGCAUGUACUGCGACGCGAUGACGACAGCUAAUAACAAACUUUUUCAAAUAAAUUAUUGUAUUAUUGAAUAAACGUUCUUUGCAGGGGCGUGGCUGGGGGGGGGGGCUUGGGGGUGCGACGCCCCCCAAUAAUAGAGGGGUGUGGGGUGUUACACCUCAUAAUUUUGAGAAAUGUCCAAAAAGUUGGUCCCAAGCGGACAAUUUUGUCGGUCCCGAUCGUCCGGUAUAAACAUUACGCAAACUGGUUGUUUCCAUUUCGUGUCCAAAUAAAUUAAUAAAUUUUGAAAGGUUAUAAAAUGUUUAUUGCCAAAACUAUUUGAAUCAGCAUCGUUUCUGUGCUCCAUAUAUACCGAGUUGGUCUACCAAUUUAGUUUGAAAAGGACCGAACGAAAGAGGUAAAUGAGACUCUGAAAAUAGCAUUUUCGACGAUCUAGUAGGGACUUCAAUUUUGCAAAAUUUUUUUGACCUUCGCACUUUUUAUACAAUCACCUUUCAAGUAUCACAGAGAUAUAUAAACGUAAUCGUGGACAGAAACAUUGAUCGUAAAUGGUUCCGGCACACUAAAGAAAUGCCAUUUCGAAGAUUCGAACGUCAAUGCAAUUCCCCCUAGAUAUCCGCGUCGCUUCCAAAUGUAAACACGUAAAAGUUGGUCCCGAAAUAUUUUACACCCCGCCCUAAAAAAUAUUUUGGGAUGUGCGCCCCUGCGCAGAGAUACUCGAAAUGCUCUGGACUGCACAUUUAACAAGCAGCCACGAUCAUCUCCCUAUACUGUAUAUAGUCGAAUGAAUCUAUAUAUUAAAGAAUUAUAUAGUUUGAAUAAAUAUACCGAGUGUAUUUUUGAUUAAUAAUUAUAGUUAAACAUUCAUCGUUAGCUGAUUACGUAUGAUUAAUAUCGUGCAGAUUACAUGAAUAUACAGAUUUGCGUGAACUCCCCCAAAGACCAAAUAACUCAAAAUGUUAUAGUGCUUCAAAUAUUUGGAAAAUUUAAACUAGGAUCAAAGUUAUCGGUCAGUGAAAAAUCGAUGAAAUCGCGUCGCGUUGACGAAUCGCGUCCGGUGUGUCUGGACCUCUAGUGUUCGCAUUUCGGCUUACAAAUAUCGAAAGUUUUGCCAAAUAAAUAAACUCUGUGUCGUCCCCAGUCGCUUGCUCAGUAGAGAUCAGUGGCCGAUAGAAAUAAGUGAGAGACAUAAAAACAAAGAUAGGAAGGGGAGAAAGGCCGAAGCCUCACUUAAAUUUUCAUAGCGCCCACACACGGUCGAGUGAUAACAACGAAUAACAUUCGUACAUCUCUAGGAACUGAAUGCAAAGUUGAUCUAAAGAAGUUUCACGGGUUGGGCACAUCCGAAAAGAAUCCUGCAACAUCUUGCAAGCAAAUACAUGAUGUGUCGUUGAAAGAUGGAAAAUUAGACAAUGGCGUGUAUUGGAUCAAGACAUCCGCUGACCGCUCCGUACGGACUUACUGUGAUCUCACAAAUGGUGGGUGGACAUUGGUGGGAAAGGUCAGCGGUUUCGUCAACAAACUGUAUAAGUUUUGGUUGAUAAAGAAUUAUAAGGUGGUGGCAUUGAAUAAUCCUGCUUUGCCAAGGUAUAUAUACCUUACAUAUAUGCAUGCCAGAGUGUAGAAUAACUCAGCUAGACUAAUUCUAGCUAGGAGGAAUGCUCCCUGGAAAAUUUUGAAAUCUGAGAUGGCAUUUUUUGUGUUCUGAAGAUUUGACGUCAGAACCUAUGUCAUUUUCUUCAUCAGGCAGUGAAGAGUUGUUUAUUUUUUAUUAUAGCAAAGUUGGCUGCAUCAAUGCGCGUUACCUAGCAACCUAUCACGCGUCAACUGUGAUGUUUUCCAGCGGUGAUAACCAAAAUGGUAUCGGUUCAAAGUGGGUGCAAUGGCCGCUACCUCAAGGACGAAAAAGCGACAGCCUCUGGACACACAGUGUUGGUAGAACGACUGUAUCCAAAGCGAGGAUGUAUCCCGUCACCGUUAAAGCCUGGAACGGAAAGGAACAGGUUUGAUACACUAGAUGUAAAGUAGAUAAGUUUGGUUUAUUACUCUGGUCCCAUGCAAAUGGGAUCAGAGGAUUUAAAAUGAAUAGCUUUCCUUGGGGAAAGGGGGGGGGGGGGGGGGGGGGGGGCACAAGCUAGCAUUUCCCCACUUUCACAGAAGGCAACUGAUUUUCACAUCACUCACCUAUUCAAAAUGGUUUCAUUGCAAGAGUGGGCGAGACAUAGUUGCUAACUUUCGGAAAAGAGAUUUGUAGGAAAUUCGGGUUGUAGCUAUAAACCCAAAAAGCCUACAUCACAUGCUAGAAUAGAAUAGAAUAGAAUAGAAAGAGACUGAAACUGACGUCCAAUAUAUAGCUCUUCAAUUUCCGUCAUCUUCAGUUUUUCGAUUCGAGAUAUGAUAUAUGGAACCCACUGGUUUAAUUUAACAUACUGUACCAUUUUCGAUGCUGUUGUUCAAUGGCUUUCGGAUUUUCCCUGGCUGUUUUAGUGUGCCCACAUCAGUAAUAUCAAGAUACUCGAUUUCUAUACGUUAGGAUAUUUGAAGCUGGCAAUUAAGAACUUACCCUUAUAUAAAUAAAUACGCUGGAUAGUUGUGUGAUAAUUAAUAAUGGAGAAAUUGGCAACGCUAGAGGACUAAAACUUUUUUUUCACUUUUUUUCAUAGGUAUGCUACCAAAACAAAUAUGGAAUCUUGCCUCUAUCUUAUCAUGGCGGCUCCUAUCCCUCGGCUACACAUAACACAGCAGGAAAUACGCGCGUCAAAGAUUACUGCAUGUCUGUUGGCGUGCAGAAAACGGGAACAACUGCUGAUGGAUGGACUCAGAAUGGCAACGGAUAUGACUCAGCUAGGAGCGAUUCUGAUUGGCCAAAUUCUCAGUACAACCAUGUAUCGCCGUAUGUUACAGUGUGGUUAAAAUGAAGUUACAAAAACAUCAAACGGUUUCUUGUUAUGUUUAAUCAACGUGGACAUAUAUCAACCCAUUCAGCAUGCGCUGUCAAUGCCUAUACUAUACUACCGUUAAAACAUGUCUAUUAUUCCAGC